UGUCAUCCGGCCGCCAUUAUCUCAUAUGAAUUCAUAAAAUCAAUUAAAGUUUCGCUGUCGUUACGGGUUUUAGUGUCGUGCUUACUAUAGGGUCGUGUAAGUUACGCGGAUUCUAUUAUUCUUACAAGUGUCGUAAAGCACUCUAAAAAGUGAUCAGUGAUAUAGUUAGGUUACUGUGUUGAGUGUUAACAUUGUGUAGGGUGGCUCCGGUUAGGCCGGGGCGGCAGGACGCGAUCGGAGCGUAUGCAAAGGGAGCGGUGAGAGCGCGCCCGGCUCGGGAGUCGGGGCGGACAACAGUCAGAGCACAGGGACAGCUGCCGACAUGGGGUGCACACAGUCGGCCGAGGAGCGCGCGGCGGCUGCCCGAAGCCGACAGAUCGAGAGGGACCUGAAAGAGGAUGGAAUCCAGGCUUCCAAAGAUAUUAAGUUAUUGCUGCUAGGUGCUGGCGAGUCAGGAAAGAGUACUAUAGUUAAACAAAUGAAAAUCAUCCACGAGAGUGGCUUUACAAAUGAAGACUUUAAACAGUAUCGGCCCGUGGUGUACAGCAACACAAUCCAGUCCCUCGUCGCCAUAUUGCGUGCCAUGCCCAACCUGGGCAUCACCUAUGGGAAUAAGGAUCGUGAGAGCGAUGGCAAGAUGGUGUUCGACGUGAUCCAACGGAUGGAAGACACCGAGCCGUUCAGCGAGGAACUGCUGGCUGCCAUGAAGAGGCUGUGGGCGGACGCCGGAGUGCAGGAGUGCUUCGGACGAUCGAACGAGUACCAGCUCAAUGACUCGGCUAAAUAUUUCCUGGACGAUCUCGACCGGUUAGGCGCUAGAGACUACCAGCCAACCGAACAGGAUAUAUUAAGAACUAGAGUCAAAACCACCGGAAUCGUCGAAGUGCACUUUUCCUUCAAAAACCUUAAUUUUAAAUUAUUCGACGUGGGCGGUCAGAGAUCGGAGAGAAAGAAAUGGAUCCACUGCUUCGAGGACGUGACGGCGAUCAUAUUCUGCGUCGCCAUGUCCGAGUACGACCAGGUGUUGCAUGAAGACGAGACAACGAACCGUAUGCAAGAGAGUCUGAAGCUAUUCGACUCGAUCUGCAACAACAAGUGGUUCACUGACACGAGCAUCAUCCUAUUCCUGAACAAAAAGGAUCUCUUCGAGGAGAAGAUCCGCAAGUCGCCGCUCACCAUCUGCUUCCCGGAAUACACGGGUGCGCAAGAGUACGGCGAGGCGGCUGCGUACAUCCAAGCCCAGUUCGAGGCUAAGAACAAAUCCACAACCAAGGAAAUCUACUGUCACAUGACUUGCGCCACCGACACCAAUAACAUACAGUUCGUGUUCGACGCCGUCACCGACGUUAUCAUCGCCAACAACCUGCGCGGUUGCGGCCUCUACUAGACAACCUAGCAACCACCCUCCCCUCACAACCGUAACCAGGGCUGCCAGUGACUCAACAGAGUGUAUGUAACAUACAUACUCCCCUCACCUAUAACCAUGGCUGCCAAUUACUCUGUUAACUAUUAUCAUUUACGAAACACAACAUAAAGCAACCAGGGCUGCCAGCGGCUUUACUUACUAUUAUCAUUGUUGUUGUGUAAAUCAACAGAGUUGGUAGAAGUUUUCUGUAAUGAGUGCUUGGAAUUUUUGUCUAAUUGGAAAAGCUCUACUUACUAUUAUCAUUGUUAUGUAAAUGAAUAGAGCUGGUGGAAAUUGUUUGUAACAAAUACCUGAAAUUUUUUGUCUCAUUUAAUAAUUGAUAAUUGUCGAUUGUUAUUAGUUUCUUUUAAUUUGGAAAAUUGGGUAUGUAUCGACAAUCAAUAUACAAAUGAACGAUGCGUAAAAUGUGUCAAGCGACUCUUAACUAUUCUCA
Messenger RNA from Melitaea cinxia (Glanville fritillary), 1859 nucleotides. It is a transcript of the gene Galphao, whose product is annotated as guanine nucleotide-binding protein G(o) subunit alpha. Gene Ontology annotation, biological process: adenylate cyclase-modulating G protein-coupled receptor signaling pathway. Gene Ontology annotation, molecular function: G-protein beta/gamma-subunit complex binding; G protein-coupled receptor binding; GTPase activity. NCBI's taxonomy places the organism in Eukaryota, Metazoa, Arthropoda, Insecta, Lepidoptera, Nymphalidae. The record is from RefSeq and is a predicted model, not a curated record. The coding region runs from base 323 to 1387 and encodes 354 amino acids. Gene Ontology annotation, cellular component: heterotrimeric G-protein complex. The transcript is spliced from 8 exons.